AUGUCUAAGAUUCCCAGAAGUUUUAGGCUUCUCGAAGAACUUGAAAAGGGCGAAAAGGGCUUGGGCCCCGAGUCUUGCAGUUACGGUCUUGCCAAUAGCGACGACAUCGCCAUGGUGCAUUGGAACGGGACGAUUUUGGGUCCUCCUCACAGCAAUCACGAAAACCGUAUCUAUUCAGUUGCGUUAGAGUGCCAUGAAGCGUAUCCCGACGAACCACCCAAGAUCAAGUUUAUAUCAAAGAUCAAUCUUCCAUGUGUCAACCAGACCACUGGGGAGGUUGAACCAGAGCGUUUCGGAACCCUUCAGAACUGGAAGCGCUCCUACACCAUGGAGACGGUGCUUUUGGACCUUCGCAAAGAAAUGGCGCUCACUUUGAACAAAAAACUACCACAGCCACCCGAGGGGACAACAUUUUGA
This is a messenger RNA of Lachancea sp. 'fantastica', 417 nucleotides long. Lineage: Eukaryota; Fungi; Ascomycota; Saccharomycetes; Saccharomycetales; Saccharomycetaceae. The record is from the annotation of a GenBank genome assembly.